Molecule: messenger RNA, 1669 nt
Organism: Electrophorus electricus (electric eel)
Lineage: Eukaryota; Metazoa; Chordata; Actinopteri; Gymnotiformes; Gymnotidae
Gene: kat8
Product: K(lysine) acetyltransferase 8
Biological process (GO): regulation of DNA-templated transcription
Cellular component (GO): NuA4 histone acetyltransferase complex; NSL complex; MSL complex
Molecular function (GO): histone H4K16 acetyltransferase activity
Source: RefSeq, a predicted model, not a curated record
GUGCGCAAUGUUUUCAAAUCGGCUGAAAUGUCUGGCGUGGGGGUGACCAUGUCAAACGUUCGCCAUUCUAAUAUCAAUAAUACAUAUAAUAACUGCGGCCGCGGUGAACGAAUGGACAUGGAAAUAGACUCUGCUCACACUGUUACCGACCGAGGAGACAUGGACACAGGAACACGAACAGCAUUUUCUUCAAAUGGCAGUGGCGGGGAAGACGACGAAUCGGAGGCCGCAGACCGGGAAAGGGAAGCCGGGGGCUCGAGUACGCCACGCUCCGGAGAUGGAGUAGGACUUGGCUGCGGCAGAGAGCAGGAGGUCUCGGUAGAAAUAGGCGAGACCUAUCUAUGUCAGCGCGCAGACAAGACGUGGCACUCAGCUGAGGUUAUCCAGUCCAGACUAAAUGAACAGGAGAGCAGAGAGGAGUUCUAUGUCCAUUAUGUUGGAUUUAACAGGCGGCUGGAUGAGUGGGUCGGAAAGGGUCGCUUGGCCUUGACAAAAACUGUGAAGGACGCUGUGAGGAAGAGUGUGGAGGAAGGUGGGGGAGGGGAGCUUGGAGAUCAGCCCGAGAGGAAGAUCACUCGGAACCAGAAACGCAAGCAUGAUGAGAUCAACCAUGUUCAGAAGACCUACGCAGAGAUGGAUCCCACUACGGCUGCCCUGGAGAAAGAGCAUGAAGCAAUCACCAAAGUGAAAUACGUGGACAAAAUCCAGAUUGGGAAUUUUGAAAUCGAUGCCUGGUACUUUUCCCCCUUCCCUGACGACUAUGGAAAGCAGCCCAAGCUUUGGAUCUGUGAAUACUGCCUGAAGUACAUGAAAUAUGAGAAGACCUUCAGAUACCACCUGACCCAGUGCCAGUGGCGGCAGCCACCUGGGAAGGAGAUUUAUCGCAGGGGCAAUAUCUCAGUGUAUGAGGUGGAUGGGCGGGACCAUAAGAUCUACUGCCAGAACUUGUGUCUGCUUGCCAAACUAUUCCUCGACCAUAAAACGCUCUACUUCGACGUGGAGCCCUUCAUCUUUUACAUCCUCACAGAAGUCAACAGACAGGGGGCACACAUCGUGGGUUAUUUCUCUAAAGAGAAGGAAUCUCCUGAUGGGAAUAAUGUCGCAUGCAUCCUCACACUCCCUCCAUAUCAGCGCAGAGGAUACGGAAAAUUUCUAAUCGCAUUCAGUUACGAGCUGUCAAAGUUGGAGAGUACCGUGGGUUCUCCAGAGAAGCCUCUGUCAGAUUUGGGUAAACUGAGCUACAGGAGCUACUGGUCCUGGGUACUGCUAGAGAUUCUGCGAGACUUCAGAGGAACACUGUCCAUCAAAGACCUCAGUCAGAUGACGAGUAUCACACAGAGUGACAUCAUCAGCACACUGCAGUCUCUGAACAUGGUGAAGUACUGGAAAGGGCAGCAUGUGAUCUGUGUCACACCAAAACUCGUAGAGGAACAUCUGAAAAGUGCACAGUACAAGAAACCACCCAUCACAGUGGACACAUUGUGUUUGAAGUGGGCUCCACCAAAACACAAACAGGCCAAGUUUUCCAAGAAGUGAGUCAUUUGGACUGGUUCCAGACGAAGCAUCCCCACACUGAUCAAUAAAUGCCUUUUUGUGUUCUGUUUGUUAAAAAGUAAAGAUGUAAGAUAGUACAUUGCUUUUUUUUAAUAAAGGAAAAUGGAAAUAUUCA